Marchantia polymorpha subsp. ruderalis is the source of this 1766-nucleotide messenger RNA. The record is from the annotation of a GenBank genome assembly. Lineage: Eukaryota; Viridiplantae; Streptophyta; Marchantiopsida; Marchantiales; Marchantiaceae.
UGUUCCAAGCGACUCGACCCAAGCCCAAGCCCAAGCCCGAGCCCAAAGCCACGCACCGCCCUCGACCGCCGUCUUCUUCAUCCCAUCCUUCCUUUCUUCUGUUUGCUCAACAUUAAUUCUCCUCUUCCGAGCCUCUUACGUUUUGCUUGUGUAUACUGUAAUCCUCUUCACUCUCAUCUCUCUUUUCUUCUCUCUCGGAAGCCCCUUCCCUGCCUCCUUGUUGUUGUUGUUGUCUAGCCGGGGCUUCAGUCGGUCUCUUUCGUCGGGCUUCUGGUGUUCUGCUUUCGCUUCGUUUUGCGAUUGCGAAUUGCAUUGAUUUCUGUCCCAGGAGGUUGUGAAUUUCUCGUGUGACGGAUGCUAUCACUGGGUCUUCGUCGGGUUUUCGACUUUUAGGUGGCGGUGGGGUGUGGCACCGCAAUCAGAGCGAGUAUGUGGUAGCCCCAAUCGGGGGACGGUAAUUCGGAAAUCUGCUCUAUCUCUCUCUCUCUCUCCCUCUCUUUGCCAGAGCCGUGGGCAGGGUUCGUUUGGGCUCCGUGGUCUGGAAUUGUAUCGAAUUUCGAAGGACUUCGAAGGAAGACAGAUCAUUUGAUCGAGAACUCAAGGUAGGAUGCACGGAGAAGGGUUAUCCGUGGCGGUGGCGGUGGUGGAAGUUGCAGAUGUGGCAUGGGCAGCGUUGGAGAGGCGCCACGAUAAAUCGCGAGACGCAGUGGCACGAGAUAAGGAGUUCUCGGAAGCCGAAGGCGCUUUAGAGCAGGAGCGAGAGGAAAAUCGGCGACUGCGUGCACGCCUGGAAGAGUAUCAGAAAGCUCUGGAGGACAUGCAAGUGCGAGGCGAACAGGAUGACACUUCUGAGGUUGGCUCGUGCUCGGAGUCUGGCGGGAACGCCGACCAUCAGGAUUUAUAUCAACGCUUGAUAAAGAAAGUCGAUUCUCCAGAGUUUUUGUCCAAGUUGGCGGACUGCAGCGAAGGUUCCAAGUCACCAGAGCGAAUGGACGUCAACACUGCAGAUGAUCCAAGUUCAUGGCUGGUGGUAACGGAUAAAGACUUGACCGAAAAGGAACUCAAAGUGGAACGGGAUGAGUUGGGACAAGAUGGCUAUGUCGUUAUAACUCAGGAGGAUAUCGUAGAUGGUAUUGCGAGUUUCAUGGCUCGAUACAUUUCUUCUAUUCCUCAAACUAAGGCGAUGACUCCUCAAGAACUACAGAAAGCAAUUAGCCAAGCCUUUACAGAUCUGGAGAGGAGAGGGAAGUUGAGGAAGCUGUGGAAUUGUGGCAAAUUCAUGUACUCUGCAGCUUCAUGGGGAGCUACUGCUGUCGGACUGUACAAAAAUCCAGUAAUUGUUCGAGCUGCGACGAUGGCUGUGUGGACUUCUUGCUGCGUGGUUGCGAGGCUUCUCGUGUAGUCCGGAACACCUACGUUAUGUUCGUCUCCAUCAAAUUGCAUGGUGACCUAUAGCAGUAUCACACAUGUACAGAACUGUUCGACGUUUUUGGUAAUUUGUUUGUGUACAUAACAGCAUCGAACUGGGUUAAACAUCAGAAACAUCACCAGGUAUUUGUUUAGUGAAAUGAGGCCUCUCUAGUUGCUUCACAAAGUGUACAUGUAGCUUCUCAAAAAAAGAUGACACAUCAGGUCAAAUUGUACUGUCUAUAUGCAUUGCUCAAUUUUUUUCCUCGAGGAAACCCUCAUAUUCAAGACCCACUGGCAUCAGAUGGCCUGGCCUUACGAUUUGUACUCAUUGUAACAUAGCAGUUUUCUCUUGUCGG